AUGAUGGCGACCGAUGUUGUAGAUGACCGUAUGAUGAGGGAAGCUCAGAGGGAUUAUUUGGAUUUCUUAGAUGAUGAUCAAGAUCAGGGGAUUUACCAGAGCAAAGUCCGGGACAUGAUCAGCGAGAAUAAGUCUCGUCUCAUCGUCAACAUAAACGAUCUGAGGAGACGCAACGACGCAAGGGCCGCAAAAUUGAUGAACAAUGCUUUUGAAGAGCUAACGGCCUUCCAGCUGGCACUGAAGGACUUGGUAGCAUCUGUUGACGCCACCUACGCCAAACAGUAUGAGGAGUUUAACAUCGGCUUGGAGGGAAGCUUCGGCUCAAAGCACGUCACCCCCAGGACGUUGACAUCAAGGCUACUGGGCAGCAUGGUCUGCGUGGAAGGCAUCAUCACCAAGUGUUCUCUUGUGCGCCCCAAAGUGGUGCGCAGUGUCCACUAUUGCCCUGCGACCAACAAGACCAUGGAGAGAAAGUACACAGAUAUGACCUCCUUGGAUCCGUUUCCUUCUAGUGCCAUAUAUCCCACUAAGGACGAGGAGAACAACCCUCUGGAAACGGAGUUCGGUCUUUCCAUCUACAAGGAUCACCAGACCAUCACUGUGCAGGAGAUGCCAGAGAAAGCCCCCGCAGGCCAAUUGCCUCGCUCUGUUGACAUCAUUCUGGACAAUGAUCUAGUGGAUGUGGUUAAACCAGGAGACAGAGUGCAGGUCAUUGGAACAUAUCGAUGCUUGCCUGGAAAGAAGGGAGGCUUUACUUCUGGAACAUUCAGAACCAUCAUGAUCGCCUGUCACAUCAAACAAUUGAGCAAGGAAGUGACGCCGUCCUUCAAUGCUGACGACGUUAGCAAAAUUCGAAACUUCAGUCAGAGUCGUUCUAUCAAUGUGUUCGAUCAGCUUGCCCGCUCAUUGGCCCCUAGCAUUCACGGCCACGAGUACAUCAAGAAGGCAAUUCUCUGCAUGUUGCUUGGUGGUGUGGAGAAGGUGCUGGAGAAUGGCUCGCGUAUCAGAGGGGACAUCAACAUCCUGCUCAUUGGUGACCCUUCAGUUGCCAAGUCUCAGCUUUUGCGUUACGUUCUUCACACCGCACCCAGAGCCAUCCCCACAACUGGACGGGGCUCCUCUGGGGUGGGCUUGACUGCCGCCGUAACCACUGACCAGGAAACUGGAGAGCGACGUCUGGAGGCCGGCGCCAUGGUGCUAGCCGACCGUGGCGUGGUGUGCAUCGACGAGUUCGACAAGAUGUCGGACAUGGACCGCACUGCCAUCCACGAGGUCAUGGAGCAGGGACGGGUCACCAUCGCCAAAGCCGGCAUCCACGCCCGCCUGAACGCUCGCUGUUCUGUUCUGGCGGCCGCCAACCCGGUCUAUGGCAGAUACAACCAAUACAAAACCCCCAUGGAGAACAUUGGACUGCAGGAUUCUUUGCUGUCACGUUUCGACCUCCUUUUCAUCGUGCUGGAUCAGAUGAACCCAGAACAGGACCGAGAGAUCUCAGACCAUGUCCUCAGAAUGCACCGCUACCGUGACCCCCGCGAGCAGGAGGGUGCAGCAAUGGCUCUAGGUGGCUCAGUAGACGUUUUAGCCACAGAUGACCCGGAUGUUGUAGCACAGGAGCACGAGGAAUUGCAAGUUUACGAGAAACACAACAACCUGCUGCAUGGAAGCAAAAAAAAGAGAGACAAGAUUUUGAGCAAGGAAUUCAUGAGGAAGUACAUCCACAUUGCCAAGGGGGUCACGCCGGUGCUGACGGAGGAGGCAGCUAGUCAUAUUGCAGAAGAAUACUCGAGGCUCAGAAGCCAGGAGCAGCUUGGCGCUGAUAUUGCCAGGACAUCCCCUGUGACAGCUCGAACCCUGGAGACUCUAAUUCGUCUAUCCACGGCACAUGCAAAGGCCCGCAUGAGCAAAUUGGUGGAAAUGGAGGACUCUGAGGUCGCGGUUGAGCUUGUCCAGUUCGCCUACUUUAAGAAGGUUCUUGAGAAGGAGAAAAAGCGUUCUAGAAAGGAACAUGAUUCUGGAUCAGAUGAGGAGGAAGAGGAAGCAUCUACACAACAGUCCCAGAGAACUCAGAGAAAGAGGGUGCGUCGUGGGUCUCAAGGCGGUGAACCAUACAGCCCAUAUGAUUUCAGUGAGGAGCAGGAUGUUCCCCAGAUUCAGACAACCACUGCGAAAAGAUCCAAGGCCAAACCGGUGGAGGAGGAACAAAUGGAUACCUCAUUGGCUGAGAGCGCAGAGGUCACUGCUGAAAGGUUGAAGGAAUUCAAGUCCUCCCUUUUCAAAGUGUUCCAGUCCGCUCACGCUCAGUCAGUAAAGAUGGAAGUCCUGAUGGACGGCAUCAACAAAGAAAGUCUGGUGCGGUUCACCGAGGCGGAGGUCCGUACAGCUUUGACUCGCAUGCAGAAUGACAACCAGGUCAUGGUGGCAGAUGACAUUAUCUUUCUCAUCUGA
Molecule: messenger RNA, 2445 nt
Organism: Nerophis lumbriciformis (worm pipefish)
Lineage: Eukaryota; Metazoa; Chordata; Actinopteri; Syngnathiformes; Syngnathidae
Source: RefSeq, a predicted model, not a curated record